Molecule: messenger RNA, 3851 nt
Organism: Abrus precatorius (Indian licorice)
Lineage: Eukaryota; Viridiplantae; Streptophyta; Magnoliopsida; Fabales; Fabaceae
Product: disease resistance-like protein DSC1
Exons: 5
Coding region: 76-3564 (1162 amino acids)
Biological process (GO): signal transduction; defense response
Molecular function (GO): ADP binding; ATP hydrolysis activity
Source: RefSeq, a predicted model, not a curated record
AUGAAAGUAGAAGAUACCGUGAUCUUGAUUUCUUCGCUCUGACAAUUCCAAGUCGCUGGCAAAUCGGAACGGAAAAUGUCUUCCUCUACCAAAAGCUACGAUGUGUUCAUUAGCUUCCGAGGAGAAGACACACGUGCCAACUUCACCAGUAAUCUCCAUUCGGCUCUGCAAAUUAAGAGUAUCCGUACAUACAUAGACUAUGAGCUUAAUAGAGGAGAUGAUGUCGAAGAAGCACUUCCCCAAGCAAUCCAAAACUCCGAGAUCUCGAUCGUCGUUUUCUCGGAAAACUACGCUUCAUCGAAAUGGUGCUUGAAAGAACUUGUUCAAAUUAUGAAUUGCAGAAAUUGUGAGGGGCAAGUUGUUAUACCUGUCUUCUACAAUAUUGACCCAUCGCACGUGCGGAACCAAACUGGUAGUUUUGAGAAAGCAUUUGCCACACACGUGCAAGAUCUCACAAGCAAUGAACCCUCACAGAUCGAAGACGAAGUUUCUAAGUGGAAAGAUGCUCUCCGCAAAGCUGCAAAUUUAUCUGGCUGGGAUUCUCGAACCUUUAUGAAUGAUUCUCAAGUCAUACAAAACAUUGUAAAUGAUGUCUUGCAAAAGUUAUACCUGAAAUACCCUAAUGAACUGCAAGGUGUUAUUGGAAUUGAAAAUUACUAUGAUGAAAUAGAACCAUUGCUCGAAAAUUUUCGAAGAAUUGGAAUUUGGGGCAUGGGUGGAAUAGGAAAGACAACCACUGCUAAAACAAUAUUUUCCAAACACUUCCCCAAAUAUGAUAGUGUAUGCUUCUUGUCAAAUGUAAGAGAAGAAUCACAGAGGCUCGGACUGACAUAUACACGAGACAAGCUUCUCUCUGAGCUACUAAAGGAACCGAUUACAACCUCAAAUUUUAGUGGAUCUGCAUUCAUGAGGAGGAGGCUUAGUAGUAAAAAAGUUUUCAUUGUACUUGACGACAUGGCUAGUUUUCGUGAUUUGGAUUAUUUGUAUGGAGAACUUGGUGACUUGGGAAACGGUAGUACACUCAUUGUAACAACAAGAGAUAAGCAUUUGCUUAAAGGAAGAGUUGACAAGAUAUGUGAGGUCAAGAAACGGAACUUUGAAGAAUCUCUAGAGCUUUUUUGCUUAGAAGCCUUCAAGCAAAGCAACCCUAAAAAGGGUUAUGAGCAUCUCUCAGAAAGGGCAGUUAAAUAUGCAGGAGGCAAUCCAUUAGCUCUAAAAGUUUUGGGUUCACAUUUUCAUUCAAGAAAAAUUGAAUUUUGGGAAUGUGAAUUGAGUAAUUUUGAGAAGAAGAAGGAAUCCUGUGACGAAAUUCUUGAAGUGUUACAAGUGAGCUAUAAUGCAUUACGAAACGGAGAGAAGGAAAUAUUUCUAGAUAUUGCAUUCUUUUUCAAAGACGAAGAUGCAGAUUUUGUCAUAAAGAUACUGAAUGCUUGUGGUUUCAAUGCUACUAGUGGUAUAGAAAUCCUUCAAGAUAAAGCUCUGGUAACUAUUUCAACAAGCAACAAAGUACAAAUGCAUGACUUGCUACAAGAACUGGGUUUGGAUAUAGUUCGAAAAGAAUUUAGUAAAGACCCUGGAAGACGUAGCCGACUGAGGAAUAUUGAAGAAGUUCGUGAUGUACUUAAAAAUAACAAGGGGACUGAUGCAGUUGAAGGAAUAACAUUAGAUUUGUCUGCAAAUGUAGAUUUGCAAUUUACUGCUGAUACCUUUAACAUGAUGUCUAAAUUAAGACUUCUUAGAUUAUAUGUUCCCUUGGGUAAGACGAGAUUAGCUAAUGUUGAACAUCCUGAAGUCUUUGACCGGUGUUCUGAUGAACUAAGGUACCUUGAGUGGAAUGGGUACCCUUUGAAGUCUCUUCCCCAAAAUUUUUGUGCUAUCUUUCUUGUUGAGAUUCGCAUGCCGCACAGCAAUGUUGAAGAGCUUUGGCAAGGGAUGCAGGAUCUGAUGAAUUUAGAGCAAAUUGACCUAAGUGAAUGCAAAAAGUUGGUGAUGCUCCCAGAUUUGUCUAGAGCAUCAAAACUUAAAACGGUGGUUCUCUCCGGUUGUGAAAGGUUGUGUGUUGUUCAUCCAUCUCUUUUAUCUGUGGACACACUUAAAACUUUGAUAUUGGAUAGGUGCAAAAAAUUGAAGAGUCUCAAAAGUAAAAAUCAUUUUAGAUUUUUGGAGGAUCUCAGUGUCAACUACUGUUCAAGCCUUGAGGAAUUUUCAAUAUCAUCAGAAUUAAUUAAACAAUUGGAUUUAAGCACGACAAGUGUAAAAAUAUUAGACUCAACAAUCGGUCGUCUAAGCAAGCUUGAGAAGCUGAAUUUAGAAGGUUUACAACUUAAGAAUCUUCCAAAUGAAUUAUGUUGUCUAAUAUCUCUUCAUGAGCUUAGGAUUUCUAAAUGUGGAAGUGUGAUUAACAAAGAGAUGCUGCAUGACCUAUGUGAUCGCUUAAGACUUUUAAAUGUACUACAUUUGAAGGAAUGUGAUAAGUUGUUUGAACUCCCUGACAACAUUAGUGAGUUGACAUUUUUACAUAAAGUAAGUCUCGAUGGAAGUAGUAUUGAGAGGUUGCCUGAAAGCAUCAAACAUCUUCCAAGGCUAGAGAUUUUGUCCUUACAGAAUUGUAGAAAGCUUCAGUUUCUACCUGAGCUUCCACCACUCAUCAAAACUCUUAAUGUUGGCAAUUGUAAAUCAUUGGUGACCGUAUCCCCUACAAAACAUUUUUCAGUCCACUUGAUCGAAAAGAAAUGCGUUUCAUUUGAGAAUGGAAUGAAACUGAGUGAAUUUUCACUCUGUUCAAUAAUGGAAGACGCCUUAUUUGUGAUGAAAAGUGUGGCAUUUCACGAUCUGUUAAAAAGAUAUAAUGGUUUUAAAGCCAACAGCAAAGUUGAGGUUUGUUUACCAGGAAAUAGUGUCCCACGUACGUUUACAUAUCGAACCACGGAGUCUUCCAUUACCAUUGGACUUGCUAAUCCUGACCAAUUUUCCCACUUGGUAGGCUUGAUGUACUCUAUUGUUCUUUCUCCAUCCCCUUGGAUGAAGCAUCAAGUUACUUUCAUCCGAUGUCAAUGCUAUAGGGCAGAUGGUACAAAGGUUGGAAAUGCCACUACAUGGCAACAUAAACCCAUCAGGAAAUUGAAUUCAGACCAUGUUUUUCUAUGGUAUGAUUGUUUUCAUUGGUACAACAUUUUCCAAGGACAUGCAAAAUUUCUUGUUAGCAAGACACAUGUAGAAAAUCUGCGUUUUCAGUUCUCUGUUAUACCUUAUAGAAGGGCAAGUAAUGACCAGAUCAGUAUAAAAGAGUGUGGGAUUCACCUAAUAGGUUCCUCAAGGUCAGAGUUUUACAAUUGCUUAUAUGAAUCAGACAUGACAUUGGAGUCCAAGAUUAUGUGUGGGUUGGAAUUUGACAUAGCACAUAGAUUUAGGGAAGUGGAUUGGAGAUUAUAUUGUGCAUUGCGGUAUAAUGAUUUUGCAACAGAUGCAGAGGUUAAAAAAGAGCAAGAGUCAAGACGUAGAGCAAUGUUAUGGGCAACUAAAAAGUUAAAUGAAAAAAAAGCAUGGUACAAGGACAGCCACUGAAUCUAGAAUACAAAUGGAGUGAAAAAUAUUCCGUUUCCCAUGACUACAAGAUAUCUUAAUGUUCUUCUGAAGAUUAAUCAGCUAUUAGUGAAGCCCACGUUUUUUGGUGCAAUGGUGAUAAUAUGAUCCAGUUACCAAGGCACAGAAGGAAAGUUAAAGAAAAAGGGAAAAGAAGCUUAAGUACCAUUCCUGUGAUACAACAGCAUAGUAGCAUGAAGACGAAUUUUCUUAUGAAAUUCUGUUCUUUUUACGAUGUUAACUUAGCAAUUUUAUUCUUGGCAAAUUCU